Astrephomene gubernaculifera is the source of this 390-nucleotide messenger RNA. The record is from the annotation of a GenBank genome assembly. NCBI's taxonomy places the organism in Eukaryota, Viridiplantae, Chlorophyta, Chlorophyceae, Chlamydomonadales, Astrephomenaceae.
GUUUCCCGCCGGCUGGGCGCCCGUUUGGACGCGCGCGUGCACGGCUGCGCUGCGACCGUGUGUGAGGUGCUUGCGGGGCCGCAGGGGCUGGGCUCGGAGAGCCGCGAGGAGCAGGCGGCUGCGUGUGGCGCGCUGGGGGCCGCAAUGAGCUGCGCGCCCACUGCCAUGUACGGACACGUGCAGGCGGUGCUUCGCUCGCUGCUGGUUCGCUCCGAGCACGACGCACUCACCGAGGCCGACAAGGAGGUGUACGACACCCCAGAGGGCAUCCUCUCCUCCGAGCGCAUCCCCGCCGGCGUGUACGUACCCGAGGUGGUGGUCAACAAGAACGUCAAGAAGCCGCGAGGCCGCUUCAAGAUGGACAACCGCGCCUUUGCGGAUGACGAUGAC